Punica granatum (pomegranate) is the source of this 1800-nucleotide messenger RNA. The record is from RefSeq and is a predicted model, not a curated record. NCBI's taxonomy places the organism in Eukaryota, Viridiplantae, Streptophyta, Magnoliopsida, Myrtales, Lythraceae.
UUAAUGUUAAACCUACACACACACACACACACACACACACACUGAGGGAGCAAACCCACUAUUUUGACUGGCAAAAAAAGCAGCGGAAGGCGAGGGCUUUAGAUCUAGCCGGGGAGGAAGCUAUGGAGCAACGAUCAUCAUCCCAUCAUUGAGCAGCAGCCAGUGGUGUAAUCAUUCGGCGAAGAAGAGCAAGAAGUGGUCUGGUCGAUUCUGUGUAUGUCUGCGGAGACCCCACAAUGCCCCGGCCGUACUUCUACAAAUUAGUGCUUCUCUCCACGAUUAAAGAGAAGAGACUGAGGAUUCCAGAUAAUUUUCUCAGGAAACACCGGGACGAACUUUCUCCUGUUGCGACCCUUCACGUGUCCGACGGCCACCUUUGGCGUGUUGGUAUUAGAAAGGCUGAUAACAAGUUCUGGUUCCAUGAUGGGUGGCAGGAAUUCGCUGAGCAUUACUCUAUAGGUAUUGGGUACUUCCUCAUCUUCAGAUAUGAGGGCAACUCUAUAUUCAACGUUUACAUCUAUAACCUGACGACGUCAGAGAUUAACUACCAGCCCCACGGCCGUAGCUCGGCCAGUGGAGAGCAAUAUCACCAAGUGAGACGGUACACACCGUGGAAUGAGAUGGAGGAUGAGGAAUCUUCUGAUGCUCUGGACACUGCAUCCCCAUACCGGGCUACUCCUGACUCGUUGAAGAAGAAAGCUGUAAAUAGUAGCAGCAGUGUAGAUCAGCUCAGUCUCAGCCGGAGUUUCAACCCCACAACUCUGCAGAGCUUGUUUAAUGGAAACAUGCAUCCUGGGGCGAAGAAUGCAGUUCACUCGCACCCAGGUGCCCGACCUACUGGUCAAGAAGUUCUUUAUUCAGGCAGGAUGAAGCUUAAGAGCGCCGGGGAUGAGGUCAAGGAGCAGGGACAGAAUGAAGAUGGCCGGAAACCCAAAAAACCUGGGAGGAAGAAGCGAAAAAUUGAACCCAGUGAGCCUAUGUCAUCAACUCAACCGGACGAGGAAUCAGAAAUGCGGUUUAGGUUCUAUGCAAGUGCUUCCACUCGGAAGAGAACUGUUACAGCAGAAGAAAGGGAAAGAGCCAUUAACGCAGCCAAAAUGUUUGAACCGCAGAACCCAUUUUGCCGGGUCGUCUUGCGGCCAUCCUACCUGUACCGCGGUUGCAUCAUGUAUCUUCCCUCCUGCUUUGCCGAAAAGCACCUAAACGGAGUCUCAGGAUUCAUAAAACUCCAGCGCGCUGAUGGGAAGCAGUGGCCCGUUCGAUGCCUUUACAGGGGAGGUAGGGCCAAGCUAAGCCAGGGAUGGUACGACUUCUCGUUGGAGAACAACUUGGAAGAAGGAGAUGUCUGUGUGUUUGAGCUCAUUUCCGCCCGAGAGGUCAUCUUGAAAGUCACCACCUUCCGAGUUGUCGAUGAUGCCGUGUUGCUGAAUCAGCAUCCCCGAUAAUUAAGGAUAUAAUAGGAUUGGCUGUAUCUUCUGGGUCGGGGGUCUUGUUCCUGUUGGGUAACCCUUUUUCUUUUUAUUUUAUCCCAUGGUGUCUAGUUACUGAUCGGGUUUUCUGGGUGUGGAUUUUGAGCAGCAACUUAGUGUCUAUAUGCUCUCAAGUUCGAUUUAGCGUGAAUUGAACCUAAUUUGUGGCUGUUAGAAAGUUUCGGUGUCAGAUCUGUUGGCUUAAUGUGGUUUAGUCUUUCCCAGUUUCUUCCGUUGUCCUUUAAGGAGUGUAGGGCUGUAAAUACAUUGUUCACUUGAGCUAGUAAUGAAAUGCACCCGAACAGCAUAUAUCAAUCACUGUACUGUUAAA